Spodoptera litura is the source of this 2018-nucleotide messenger RNA. RefSeq lists its product as uncharacterized. The record is from RefSeq and is a predicted model, not a curated record. NCBI's taxonomy places the organism in Eukaryota, Metazoa, Arthropoda, Insecta, Lepidoptera, Noctuidae.
ACAAACAUCACAGUGGCUGUCACUUCGUUCUAUUUCUUGAUUUGUUUUGAAAACCACAAAAAUAAAUAAACUGCAAACAGGAAGUCUACCAAAAGACGCCUGUACAUCUAAUAUAUCUAGCAAUCCAAUCAAAUAUUGGAUUCGCGUGUAAUAUAGAGGAGAUAAUGUGAAAACUUGAAUGUUUUGAGACGCAAAUCACAAAAAUGUCUUCAGCUCUUGAAAAUGAGGAUUUGGAGAAUGUGGCGCUCGUUAGAAUGGAGGACGUGCAGCCUUCGAGGGAUAGGAUAGACAGGACAAUAGAGAUACACAUUCCUCCUGCGACUGAGGAGGAUAUUUUCGAAGUUGGUCGCGAUGAUGUAUUGGAUUACAACCAUUUCAUUGAUGAAGAUAGUGAUUCAAAUAUCGGGAGUAUGGUGUCCGUGCACUCUGAGGAGUUGUGUGAUGAGGAGGACGAAGAUGGAUUCAGUGAUAGCGAAGAAGUUAUAGUUCCUGAGCUCUUGGAUCAUCCGAAAAUGAAGGAUCCUUUGAGAAUAAGAACAAUAUCCAAAUCAGACCAAACAGACAGUUGGCCAACACUGGAAAUACUACCAGGAGGUGUCAUAAAGAGUUCCAUAGACUGUGAAGUAUUUCCGACCAAAACGGAAACUAAACCGUCGUCGACCCAAGGGGAGAUGAUGUACGCUUGUGCCAAAUGCUCGCAAAUGUUCAAGUACCUUUUCUGUCUUGUCAAACAUGUGAAAUGGCAUGAGGACCAGAGCAAAGUUAUGGGUACUCCACAUUUAAGGAGAUUAAAUGGAUACAAACCCCAAGAAUAUAUCUGCCUACACACAGGUAAUAAAAAAAUAAUGUUACCAGAAACAAAUUGUAAAGGGAAAUUACCAAAGAGGUUAAAAUCAUAGUUACUUUUUUUAUUUACAAUAUGUUUAUGAUUGUUUUCAGGUUUUGUUUAGAUUUUAUUAUUUUCACAUAAAAGUUUUACUAAAUUGUUACGCCUGAGUACUCUAAAUCAGAAACAGUUUUAAAAUAAAACCUUCAUAAUCAUAUUAUGAUAUUAUCUGUCAAUUACAUGUAUCAGGCACUUCCACUUAUGGGAGGCCAUGUAAAACUGGUCCUAAAUAAAUUCUUUGUUUAUUUAAUAAAAUCUGUCACAGACAGGUGCUAUCAAGAGAAAUGUUUCCAAGUUGCUAAAAUGCUCUAACCAACAAGACAUAAAGUAGUGCCAAUACUCUUCGAUAAUAAAACACCUGUAGGACAGAGCUGAGCAUAAAAUAGACAGCUUUACGUCUGGAAAAAAUAUUUCUUUUUAACAAUAUGUAUGUCUAGUUUUUAAAAUAUGCAUGAAAUAUUUAUAGAUUUCAAUCGAAAUACAUCUUUAUUGAAUGUGUUUUUUAGAUUAUUCCGAAGUUAUACUAUAAACUUAGGCUGCGUUUCCACCUAUGUGCACCGAGGCGAGGUAAUGAAGCGAUUCUAUGGGUUCUUUACAAACACAUCUUUCGCUACGCAUCCUUGUACAUCUCUGGUGGAAAUGCAGCCUUAGUUUGGGAGCUAGAAGGCCAUUUAUUUUUAGUCCUCUGUCUCCAUUAUUGAGUAAGGAUAAAAUUACAUUAUUUCGUGUAUACAAGUAAAAAUAUCGAAUAUUUAAAAAGGCGAUUAGUUUAACAUUCAUUUGUGGAUUGAAACUGAAUGUUAUAUCAAGUUAUAUGUAUUACGUGUCAAACAUUUCAUAUAAUAAGUAUAUUUUGUGUUGUGAUAUGUACAGCUUGGCAAAAAAUAGUUGGGAAUAAUUGAGCUGACUAGUAUCGUACCUAUGGCAACCUUAUGGUAUGGGUUUUGAUAUUUGUUAGCUUCAUUGAGUUUAAAAAGAGAAGGUACUAUUUUCGGACGAUUGUUUAUUCAUGGGGUAUGGUCCGGAGUGGGUGAUUCAGUCCAAGUCAAUAUUAAUAUGCUAGCUAAGGAGGAGGCGGGACGCGUGAGGCAGCGAAGCGCUGCCUCCUCGCAACCCAGCCAUCGCGAAGGAC